Messenger RNA from Eutrema salsugineum, 234 nucleotides. RefSeq names its product CLAVATA3/ESR (CLE)-related protein 1. Gene Ontology annotation, molecular function: receptor serine/threonine kinase binding. The transcript has a single exon. NCBI's taxonomy places the organism in Eukaryota, Viridiplantae, Streptophyta, Magnoliopsida, Brassicales, Brassicaceae. The coding region runs from base 1 to 234 and encodes 77 amino acids. Gene Ontology annotation, biological process: cell-cell signaling involved in cell fate commitment. The record is from RefSeq and is a predicted model, not a curated record.
AUGGCUAAGUUGAAUUUCUGGCUGUGUUUGUUCCUGAUCUGCGUUUCAUUGUCGCGGUCAUCAGCAACGCGGCCGCUGCAGCAGCGGUUUGCAAACGCAGACGGAAUCAGACGAGGGCGUAUGAUGAGAGAAGCAGAGAAAGUGUUGAAAGCUCACAUGGAAAAGCUAAUGGAAAGAGGCUUUAAUGAGUCCAUGAGACUUAGUCCUGGAGGUCCCGAUCCUCGUCAUCACUGA